AUGGAUCCGGAUUGCCCUAGAGAGUGCUGCCUUGCUGCUGACCCCAGCUCUGCCAGGAGGCAGAGUGAAGAGGAGAGCUCUGCCCCUCAGGAUCCAGUCGUGGAGAGACGCAUCGUCCCUGGUACCAGUGUUUCCAGGGGACAGUAUGAAGAUGGAUUGGCGGCGGGAUCCGAAGAUCUGCCUCAAGGGACGGUUCGUCUGGAGUCAGGAAUCGCGGCUGAUGGGGACACAGCACCCAGGCAGCCAGUGGGAUCGUUUUCGUCAGUUGGCUCCGGACGCGGAAGCUACGGGCCUACCUUGUCCGGCUUGCCUGUGGGAUCUGCUGGAGGAACCGUGAAUGGGCUCAUUCAAGCGUCGUUGGCGCCCGGUACGUGGGCUAUGUAUGUCAGAGCUUGGGAUCAUUGGGAGGCUUGGUGUGUGGAUCUGGGGGCUAUGAUGGAGGAUUUGGAGGUAGCGUUGUUGAUGUUUUUGGGCCAUUGUAAGGAAGAGGGAUGGUCAGUUAGUAAAAUUAAUGGUUGUAUGGCUGGGCUGGCUUUCGGUUUUAAAAUGAGACGGAUGUUUGAUUUUACUAAGUCGUUUCUGGUGGUGCAGGCGUUAAAAGGAUGGCGUAGGCUGCGAUCAGGGGUGGACACCAGGAGGCCGGUGCAGCACCCGCCCUGGUGUGGAUUUUGGGACACUCCUAUGUUUUCUGGGGGGCCGUUCGGGCAGCAGUUCGGCCGGACGGUCAGCAACUAG
Molecule: messenger RNA, 735 nt
Organism: Bufo bufo (common toad)
Lineage: Eukaryota; Metazoa; Chordata; Amphibia; Anura; Bufonidae
Exons: 3
Coding region: 1-735 (244 amino acids)
Source: RefSeq, a predicted model, not a curated record